GGCUGCCGGCGCCAGCACGUCCUGUUUUCGUUGGCCGCGCUGGGAUGGCCGCCGCAGCUGUAGCUGCUGCAAGUGCUUAGCGCUGGUCUUUGCCGGGCGUUGAGGGCAGAGCAGCCUCCUUGUUUGUUCGGUUCGCCUGUGCGUGAUACUCAAGGGCACCAGCAUUCCCGCGGUCGGCAGCAUGGGUCGGGAGUCACGCCACUAUCGAAAACGAUCGGCAUCCCGGGGUCGCUCUGGAAGUCGGUCUAGAAGUCGCUCACCCUCAGACAAAAGAAGUAAACGUGGAGAUGACAGACGGUCUAGAAGUAGAGAUAGAGAUAGGAGGAGAGAGAGGUCUCGUAGCAGGGAUAAAAGAAGAUCUCGGUCAAGGGACAGGAAGCGUCUGAGACGUUCCAGAAGUAGAGAGAGAGACAGAAGCCGAGAGCGAAGAAGAUCUCGAAGUAGAGACAGGAGACGCUCAAGGAGUAGAAGCCGGGGCCGGCGAUCCCGAUCCUCUAGUCCUGGAAAUAAAAGCAAGAAAACUGAGAAUAGAUCUAGGUCCAAAGAGAAAACUGAUGGUGGGGAAAGUUCUAAAGAGAAGAAAAAAGACAAAGAUGACAAGGAGGAUGAAAAAGAAAAAGAUGCUGGCAACUUUGACCAGAAUAAGCUGGAAGAAGAAAUGAGAAAGCGAAAAGAAAGAGUAGAAAAAUGGCGAGAAGAGCAACGUAAAAAGGCUAUGGAAAACAUAGGAGAACUGAAAAAGGAAAUCGAAGAGAUGAAACAAGGGAAAAAGUGGAGUUUAGAGGACGAUGAUGAUGAUGAAGAUGAUCCUGCAGAAGCUGAAAAGGAGGGAAAUGAAAUGGAGGGUGAGGAGUUAGAUCCAUUAGAUGCUUACAUGGAAGAAGUGAAAGAGGAAGUAAAAAAAUUUAACAUGAGAAGUGUAAAAGGUGGUGGGGGAAAUGAAAAGAAGUCUGGGCCAACGGUCACAAAAGUUGUCACUGUUGUGACAACCAAAAAAGCAGUUGUGGAUUCUGAUAAGAAGAAAGGUGAGCUGAUGGAGAAUGACCAGGAUGCCAUGGAGUAUUCUUCAGAGGAGGAAGAAGUUGAUCUUCAGACAGCCCUUACAGGGUAUCAAACAAAACAGCGAAAGCUUCUAGAACCAGUUGAUCAUGGAAAAAUUGAAUAUGAGCCAUUUAGGAAAAACUUCUAUGUUGAAGUUCCAGAACUAGCAAAAAUGUCUCAAGAAGAGGUAAAUGUGUUUCGAUUGGAAAUGGAGGGCAUUACAGUUAAAGGAAAAGGUUGCCCCAAACCAAUUAAAUCCUGGGUCCAGUGUGGAAUUUCCAUGAAGAUCUUAAAUUCCCUCAAAAAGCAUGGCUAUGAGAAGCCCACACCCAUCCAAACCCAAGCUAUUCCUGCUAUAAUGUCUGGACGAGAUUUGAUUGGCAUUGCCAAAACAGGAAGUGGAAAGACCAUUGCUUUUCUGUUGCCCAUGUUUAGACACAUCAUGGAUCAGAGGUCAUUAGAGGAAGGAGAGGGGCCAAUAGCUGUCAUCAUGACUCCAACUCGAGAACUGGCUUUACAGAUUACUAAAGAGUGUAAGAAGUUUUCCAAGACUUUGGGACUUAGAGUGGUCUGUGUUUACGGAGGAACAGGAAUCAGUGAGCAGAUUGCUGAGCUGAAAAGAGGUGCUGAAAUUAUUGUUUGCACACCCGGUCGAAUGAUUGACAUGUUAGCAGCUAACAGUGGUCGGGUCACAAAUCUUCGAAGAGUGACGUAUGUUGUUUUAGAUGAAGCAGACAGAAUGUUUGACAUGGGUUUUGAACCCCAGGUCAUGCGCAUCGUGGAUAAUGUUCGUCCUGAUCGACAGACGGUUAUGUUUUCAGCUACUUUCCCCAGAGCUAUGGAGGCUUUGGCUCGCAGGAUCCUGAGUAAACCUAUUGAAGUACAAGUUGGAGGCAGGAGUGUGGUUUGCUCAGAUGUGGAGCAACAAGUGAUUGUGAUUGAAGAAGAAAAGAAAUUCUUGAAGUUACUUGAGCUUCUAGGCCAUUAUCAAGAGUCAGGAUCUGUCAUUAUAUUUGUGGAUAAGCAGGAACAUGCUGAUGGUCUUCUUAAGGAUUUAAUGAGAGCAUCUUAUCCUUGCAUGUCUCUUCAUGGAGGCAUUGAUCAAUAUGACAGAGAUAGCAUCAUAAAUGACUUUAAGAAUGGGACCUGCAAACUUCUUGUGGCUACCUCUGUUGCUGCCCGAGGUCUAGAUGUGAAACAUCUGAUUCUUGUAGUAAAUUAUAGCUGCCCCAACCAUUAUGAGGAUUAUGUACACAGAGCAGGGCGGACUGGAAGAGCAGGAAACAAGGGUUAUGCUUAUACUUUUAUCACAGAGGAUCAAGCUCGCUAUGCUGGUGACAUAAUUAAAGCUCUUGAAUUGUCAGGGACUGCAGUACCUCCUGAUUUAGAGAAACUGUGGAGUGAUUUCAAAGAUCAACAGAAAGCUGAGGGGAAAAUAAUUAAAAAGAGUAGUGGAUUCUCUGGUAAGGGAUUCAAGUUUGAUGAAACAGAACAAGCUUUGGCUAAUGAGAGGAAGAAGUUACAAAAAGCAGCUCUUGGUCUGCAGGAUUCAGAUGAUGAGGAUGCUGCAGUUGAUAUUGAUGAGCAAAUUGAAAGCAUGUUUAAUUCAAAGAAGAGAGUAAAGGAUAUGGCUGCUCCUGGAACAUCAAGUGUUCCUGCUCCAACUGCAGGAAAUGCUGAGAAAUUAGAAAUUGCUAAGAGAUUGGCUCUUAGAAUCAAUGCCCAGAAGAAUUUGGGCAUCGAGUCUCAGGAUGUGAUGCAGCAGGCCACCAAUGCAAUUCUUAGAGGUGGCACCAUUCUGGCUCCCACUGUUUCUGCAAAAACCAUUGCAGAACAACUUGCUGAAAAGAUCAAUGCCAAGCUCAAUUAUGUGCCUUUAGAGAAACAAGAAGAAGAGAGACAGGAUGGUGGACAGAAUGAGUCUUUUAAGAGAUAUGAAGAAGAAUUAGAGAUCAAUGACUUCCCACAGACUGCUAGGUGGAAAGUUACCUCUAAGGAAGCUCUGCAGAGAAUCAGUGAAUACUCUGAAGCCGCAAUUACAAUCAGAGGAACCUACUUCCCUCCUGGCAAAGAACCCAAGGAAGGCGAGCGGAAGAUUUACUUGGCAAUUGAAAGUGCCAAUGAACUGGCUGUGCAGAAAGCAAAGGCAGAAAUCACCAGGCUCAUAAAAGAAGAGCUGAUCCGGCUGCAAAAUUCAUACCAACCAACAAAUAAAGGAAGAUACAAAGUCUUAUAGACAUCCGGAAAAAAGAUUUUUACCUGUGCUGGUCUAUGAUAUAUGUGACAGUUGCUGUCUGCAGUUUACAAUGUAUUGUAAAUUAAGAUUUUUUAAAUUCUAUCUUGCUGAUUUUUUUUAAAUAUAAGAAACUGGUACUUGGUAAAGAAAUCUGUCCGUAAGUACCCCCACAAUCCAUCAAACUAUAUUUAAAGCCGGCCUGUUUUCAGAGUAUGAUGUCCUUUAAUGUAAACUUAAAUAUCAAUAUUUUAAAUGUCCGGAUAAUAUUCUAGAGGUUUAAAAAAUGGAAAUAUUUGAACUUUCUAUUGAAGACAAUAAAGUACACAAGUCUUUAAGGGGCUAUUCACUUUAUUGUGUACUUUCAAUGAAAUUGUUAUCAUUUCCUAAGAAAAGGUAAAAUUCACUAUCAUAUUUUGUGUCCCUGCCUUGAGCUUAAAUGUUACAUGACUCUGUGGAACAAUAUGAACUGGAUUUAAGAAUGUUAUAAUAGAAGUCUUACAAAA
Molecule: messenger RNA, 3780 nt
Organism: Pongo pygmaeus (Bornean orangutan)
Lineage: Eukaryota; Metazoa; Chordata; Mammalia; Primates; Hominidae
Gene: DDX46
Product: DEAD-box helicase 46
Exons: 23
Coding region: 182-3277 (1031 amino acids)
Molecular function (GO): RNA helicase activity; ATP binding; nucleic acid binding
Source: RefSeq, a predicted model, not a curated record